Capsicum annuum is the source of this 1155-nucleotide messenger RNA. Its product is annotated as lignin-forming anionic peroxidase. The record is from RefSeq and is a predicted model, not a curated record. The transcript is spliced from 4 exons. Lineage: Eukaryota; Viridiplantae; Streptophyta; Magnoliopsida; Solanales; Solanaceae. Bases 73 to 1041 code for a protein of 322 amino acids. Gene Ontology annotation, biological process: hydrogen peroxide catabolic process; response to oxidative stress. Gene Ontology annotation, molecular function: peroxidase activity; heme binding.
ACAUCACAAAGCUAAUAACCGUCUUUUAUUCUUCAUAUCAAAGAUCAUCAUCUUAUAUUUUGCAUUUUCAAAAUGAGUAUUUCAAACAACUCUUUUGCGGCUGUUGCUGCUAUAUUUUCUCUUGUUCUACUCUGUAGCAUGCAAUGUCAUGCACAACUUUCUUCCACAUUCUAUGACCGUACUUGUCCUAAUGCACUCAACACGAUACGUACAAGUGUUAGACAAGCAGUUUCAGCUGAACGCCGCAUGGCUGCAUCCCUCAUUCGUCUUCAUUUCCAUGAUUGCUUUGUUCAGGGUUGUGAUGCUUCGAUCUUACUUGAUGAGACACCUACGAUUGUUAGUGAGAAGACAGCGUUGCCAAAUCUUGGGUCAGCUAGAGGUUACGGUAUUAUAGAAGAUGCAAAGAGAGAGCUUGAGAAAACAUGUCCAGGAGUUGUAUCAUGUGCUGACAUACUUGCAGUUGCCGCUAGGGAUGCAUCCACUCUUGUUGGAGGUCCAUCAUGGACAGUAAAACUUGGAAGAAGAGAUUCAACCACUGCAAGUCAUACUCUUGCUGAAACAGAUCUUCCAGGUCCUUUUGAUCCUCUUGAUAGGAUUAUUUCUGGCUUUGCAAACAAAGGCCUUAGUACAAGGGAUAUGGUUGCCUUAUCAGGUGCACAUUCAAUUGGUCAAGCACAAUGCUUCCUUUUUCGUGAUAGGAUUUAUAGCAAUGGAACAGACAUUGAUGCUGGAUUUGCUAGCACUAGAAGACGUCAGUGUCCUCAAGAAGACCAAAAUGGAAACCUAGCUCCACUUGAUCUGGUUACACCCAAUCAAUUGGAUAACAAUUACUUCAAGAACCUGAUUCAAAGAAAAGGUCUUCUUCAAUCAGAUCAAGUCUUGCUUAGUGGCGGAUCCACAGAUAGCAUUGUUACUGAAUAUAGCAACAACCCUAGCACAUUUGCCUCUGAUUUUGCUGCAGCCAUGAUUAGAAUGGGAGAUAUUAGUCCUCUUACUGGUCAAAAUGGGAUCAUAAGAACUGUUUGUGGCUCUAUAAAUUGAUCUUACAAAAGUUUAUCACUUGUACGCAUGUUCGCUAAGUAUAUUUGUAUUAAUUAUUUGAUUUUUUCCUCUAUGUAAUGUGUUUCAUGAAUGAAAUAAACUUUUUGUGAUGCC